AUGAAGGCAGCUUCUGCACCAACCAACGGUUCAUCGCGCACCAGUCAUUCAAAACUCGUUGGUCAUGUCUGCGGAGGUUCACUUAUCAGUCCGUCUUGGAUUCUAACUGCCAGACAUUGCUUUGAGCUACUUGCAGUCAUUGAUAAGUCAAAGUCCAGCAUGGAGACGACACCGAAAGAAUACUAUGGAAUGAGUAGAAAUCUCAAUCCGGAACUCAAGCAGCCGAACCGACAUCAACAGCCUUCAACUAUUUACCGCUAA
Messenger RNA from Rodentolepis nana, 261 nucleotides. NCBI's taxonomy places the organism in Eukaryota, Metazoa, Platyhelminthes, Cestoda, Cyclophyllidea, Hymenolepididae. The record is from the annotation of a GenBank genome assembly.